Molecule: messenger RNA, 633 nt
Organism: Leishmania mexicana MHOM/GT/2001/U1103
Lineage: Eukaryota; Euglenozoa; Kinetoplastea; Trypanosomatida; Trypanosomatidae
Exons: 1
Coding region: 1-633 (210 amino acids)
Source: RefSeq, a predicted model, not a curated record
AUGGCGCUGGAAGUACCACGCCCGCUGCGCCUCUCCGAGUCGGAUCAGCUCCUUGCAUGGGAGGGGGAUCUAGAAUCGAGAUGGUCGCAGCUGCAGCAGCGCCGCCGCAGCGCCGAGGAACUUCGAGCCAGGCAAAUCCAAUUGGAGGCGUCUCUUCUGGAGCUAAACAACGAGAAUGUUGCAGCACAGUACGUUCUAGAAGAGCGCCGGCGCGCGUUGGCAACUCGCCGCACCCAGCUGCGCGAAUCAGCGGCCGCACUGAAGCAGCGCACCGUCGAGGUCGCUAAGGCGUCUCGCCGAAGGCAGGAGUCGAUGGCAGAGGAGACCGUUGCCGUUGACGCGGCGUGGCGAGAGUUAGAGCAGCGCACACGGUUAGAGGAGGCAUCUCAUGUACAGCAGAUGCGUGCUCUGGACGCAAGAAAACAAAGGGCCCAAGGGUGCGAUGCCGACACACAAAAGCGGCUAAGCGCACUGCGCGAGCGUGAGAUGCAGCUUGUGGCACAGCAAGAAGUACUGGGUUAUCACCGACAGAGCUCCAUGGAUUUUCUGCGGCAGUCGCUCGAGCAGCUGCAGCGCGAGGCGGAGGGACAUAAGAAACUUCUCAUAGCUCUCGAUGGCAUCAAAGAGCCGUGA